Oncorhynchus masou masou (cherry salmon) is the source of this 2737-nucleotide messenger RNA. RefSeq names its product zinc finger protein 892-like. NCBI's taxonomy places the organism in Eukaryota, Metazoa, Chordata, Actinopteri, Salmoniformes, Salmonidae. Gene Ontology annotation, molecular function: DNA-binding transcription factor activity, RNA polymerase II-specific; RNA polymerase II cis-regulatory region sequence-specific DNA binding. Bases 202 to 1557 code for a protein of 451 amino acids. The transcript has 2 exons. The record is from RefSeq and is a predicted model, not a curated record. Gene Ontology annotation, cellular component: transcription regulator complex; chromatin; PcG protein complex. Gene Ontology annotation, biological process: regulation of transcription by RNA polymerase II.
GUCAGACACCUCGGUAGCUCGCUUGACAAAAUAGACGAACCAAUAAAACUCUUUAGACGCGUUCGUGUAUAUUAGCCACUGUGUUUUAAACCCACUUCUGUCGUCUACAUAGUUAUCCCAUUUAAUUUAACAUUUUUACGUUGUUAUUAGUCAACUAGCUGUCUGGUUAAGUUAGCAUUAGCCUAGCUAACAUCACCGACCAUGAGUUCACUAAACUACUCUCGUCUUGCUAAAGACUGGACGGAGGAAGAAGCUUCUCCUCCAGCUACAGAAGAGGCCUGCAGCAUGGAGGAAGAAGCUCUCGUCAAAGAGGAGAAGGAAGAGGAGGCUGCUACAAUACAAAAACAAGUAGAGGGUGAGGCUGUUACAGUGAAAGAAGAAGAGAGAGACGUUACCGUGAAAGAAGAGGAAGACUCGUUCAGAGUGAAAGAGGAAGAGAAAGAGGAGGAUGUUACAGUGAAAGAAGAAGAGGAAGAGAAAGAGGAGGAUGUUACAGUGAAAGAAGAAGAGAAAGACGUUUCAGUGAAAGAAGAGGAUGUUACUGUAAAAGAAGAGGAGGAAGACGCGUUCAGAGUGAAAGAGGAAGACGAUGUUACAGUAAAAGAAGAGGAAAUUGCCGUUGUUGGAGUGAAAUUGGAGGAGGAGGAGAUGACUGUCACAUCGAAAAAGGAGGAAGAGGAGGAAACUGGAUAUCAGGGCCCGGUUCCCCAAAGCCAUCUUAAGGCAUCCAGUAUUGAUGAUGAAGUUAGCCGUGAGAUGCUUUUGAGAAACCGGGCCCUGAUUAACACUAGAGAGAGACUUGACUAUCGUGGAUCCUCUGGGGAGCCUCAGCAACAUCAUGAAGCUGACGAGGCAGAGAAGAGUCUCUCCACAUCAGAACACCUCAAGAAACACCAACGAAAACCCACAGGAAAAAAAUCUCACCACUGCUCUGACUGUGGGAAGAGUUAUUCAAGAUUAGAUUCACUAAAAGUACACCAGAGAAUUCACACAGGCGAUACAGCUCACUGCUCUGACUGUGGGAAGAGAUUCACCUCUUCAGCAGACCUAAAAAGACAUGAGAGAAUCCAUACAGGAGAGAAACCUUAUAGCUGUGAUCAAUGUGGGAAGAGAUUUACGCACUCAAGCUGCCUGAAGGUACAUCAGAGAACACACACAGGAGAGAAACCUUAUAGCUGUGAUCAAUGUGAGAAGAGAUUUGUCACAUCUAGCCGUCUGACUAUACACCAGAGAACACACACAGGAGAAAAACCUUAUAGCUGUGAGCAAUGUGGGAAAAGUUUUAAUGUUCGAAGCGGCCUGAAAACACACCAGACAACACACACAGGGGAGAAAUCUUUUAGUUGCUCUGACUGCGGGAAGACCUUUUCAAAAUUAUAUACAUUACAAUUACACCGGACAAUUCACACUGGGGAGAAACUUUAUAGCUGUAAUCAAUGUAGGAAGAGUUUUAAUCACUCAAGCUUGCUGAAGGUACAUCAGAGAACACACACAGGAGAGAAAUCUUUUAUAGCUGUGAUCAAUGUGGGAAGAGAUGUGUUACAUCUAGCAGUCUGACUAUUCACCAGCGGUCACACGAGAGAACCCUUGUAGCUGUAAUCAAUGUGGGAAGAGUUUUACUCAGCCAAACAUCCUGAUAUCACACCAGAGAACACAGGAGAAACACCUCGUAGCUGUGAUCGAUGUGGAAAGAGAGACGCUGGUAAAGUAUCUCUGAUUAAACAUCAGAGAAAAUACAUACAUGAAGGAGUUGUUUCAUGACAUCAAUACGAUAAUGUCACAAUGUAGAAUGUUUUAAUAUUGUAGUAGGAGUAUUUUAAUGAUGUUACAAUGUCGAACCCUAAACGUUUGUCUCCUGUUCCAUUGAUUUCAACAUGAUAUGGAUAUUAGCCUCAGGGGGAAAAUCCAGGCUCUGAAUUGAAAGAGUACUAUUUAUGUGAUUAACAAAAAGUGUUGCGUUACACUUAUCUCGUCGGUGAUCCACUUGAAUCAAAAUGCAACACUUCAAAAUGUAGCUAGCUAUUUUCUACAAAUUGUAACCAGUGAUGUACACAUUAUUCCCAUAUUCCGUGUGGUGUUUGAGCUGAUCGUUUUAACGGGACGUGAAACCUCAUCUCCCCCCUCUCGCGCAAUUGAUUUCAACUUGAUAUAGAAAUGAGUGAUGACAAAAAUGUGUUGCGUUUUUCUUCGUUUUGGUGACCCCUAAAUUUAAAUGCACCACUCAAAAAUGUAGCUGACUGUCUUCUGCAGGUUGUCCUCUAACCAGUGAGGUAAAAUAUAUCUCCCAUUUCCAUGUUUUUUUUUUUAUAGUUGUGUUAGUUUUAACGUACAACCUGAUUUCCCCCCAAAUCGAUAUCAGUGAUUUAUUGUUGUUAUUUUUGAUGUAAUCGUGUAACAUUUAGUAAUCAUAAUUAUUUAUGUAACCAACUGACAUUUUUUGUUUGUUUACUAACAAUGUAGUAAAACUAGCUUAUAAUUUUGGUUGGAUAUUACAUCCUAUUCAAUGUAGUAAAACUAGCUUAUAAUUUUGGUUGGAUAUUACAUCCUAUUCAAUGUAGUAAAACUAGCUUAUAAUUUUGGUUGGAUAUUACAUCCUAUUCAAUGUAGUAAAACUAGCUUAUAAUUUUGGUUGGAUAUUACAUCCUAUUCAAUGUAGUAAAACUAGCUUAUAAUUUUGGUUGGAUAUUACAUCCUAUUCAAUGUAGUAAAACUAGCUUAUAAUUUUGGUUGGAUAUUA